CCUCAGCCUGUGAAUGAGCCGUUAGAAAAUGGCCGCCGCGCCGAGCGGAGAGGAGAGACUGGAAGAAAAAGCAGAAGAUUUAGAUCAGAAAGACAAACCACCAAAACUCAGGAAAGUAAAAAAGGAUAAAAACAAUGACGGAGAGCUAUCUGACGAAGGCCAUCCAUCAACACAGCAGUCAGGAGAACCCGCUGAAGCACGGAAAGCUGAAGAACCUGAAAGCACAGAGGCUGCUGCACCUGCUGUUCCUGAUGCUUCUGCCUUCCCUAAGCAAAGACGGUCUGUUAUAAGAGAUAGAGGGCCUAUGUAUGAUGAUCCUACGCUUCCUGAAGGCUGGACAAGAAAGCUCAAGCAGAGGAAGUCUGGACGCUCAGCUGGAAAAUAUGAUGUUUAUUUGAUCAACCCGAGUGGAAAAGCUUUUCGGUCCAAAGUCGAGCUUAUAGCAUACUUCCAAAAAGUAGGCGACACAUCCCUCGAUCCCAAUGAUUUUGAUUUCACUGUCACCGGAAGAGGAAGUCCCUCUCGAAGGGAACAGAAACAACCGAAAAAACCCAAGGCUCCAAAAUCCACCGGCACUGGCCGAGGAAGGGGAAGGCCAAAAGGAAGUGGGAAGGGGAAGCCGACAGUCAAGCUAGGGGGUGUUCAGGUUAAGAGAGUAGUUGAAAAGACUCCAGGAAAACUUCUUGUCAAAAUGCCUUUAUCUGGAAACAAAGAAGAAUCUGAUGCAACCACGUCAGAGCAGGUGCUUGUCAUCAAGCGCCCAGGCCGGAAAAGAAAAUUAGAAACCAACCCGCCAGCAGCUCCGAAAAAACGGGGCCGCAAGCCAGGUAGUGCCAGCAUUGCUGCUGCAGCUGCUGCUGCUGCAGCUGCUGCUGCAGCAGCAGCAGCAGCUGAAGCCGCAAAGAAGAAAGCAAUCAAAGAGUCUUCCGUUAAGCCCCUCUUAGAGACUGUAUUACCAAUUAAAAAACGCAAGACACGGGAAACUGUGAGCCUGGAGGUUAUAGACACAGAGACCCCAGAGAUUCCGUCUGUUGUCACCGAAAAGUGCGCAAAGGUACCGAACCCUGCAAAAAGCCCAGAGAGCAAAGAGAGUAGCCCUAAGAGCAAGAGCACUCCGCCUAAAAAGGAGCAGCAGCAUCACCAUCAUCAUCACCACCACCACCACUCCGAAUCCAAGGCAUCCACAACUAGCCUGGAGCCAGAGACUUCGAAGGACAGCAUUAGAGCCCAGGAGCCACAGGACUUAAGUGUCAAAAUUUGCAAAGAGGACAAAGUACCCGAGAGUGAUGGUUGUACACAGGAACCACCUAAGACUCAGCCUGCAGAUAAGUGCAGAAACAGAGGGGAAGGCGAACGAAAAGACAUUGUUUCUCCAUCUGUACAACGGCCGAGCAGGGAGGAACCCAUUGACACCAGAACGCCGGUGACCGAAAGAGUUAGCUGACUUUGAGAAGUUUAAAAACAAAAACA
This is a messenger RNA of Nanorana parkeri, 1470 nucleotides long. RefSeq names its product methyl-CpG binding protein 2 (gene MECP2). The record is from RefSeq and is a predicted model, not a curated record. Bases 29 to 1444 code for a protein of 471 amino acids. NCBI's taxonomy places the organism in Eukaryota, Metazoa, Chordata, Amphibia, Anura, Dicroglossidae. Gene Ontology annotation, cellular component: heterochromatin; nucleus. The transcript is spliced from 3 exons. Gene Ontology annotation, biological process: negative regulation of transcription by RNA polymerase II. Gene Ontology annotation, molecular function: double-stranded methylated DNA binding; chromatin binding; methyl-CpG binding.